Messenger RNA from Dreissena polymorpha, 1412 nucleotides. RefSeq lists its product as uncharacterized. The record is from RefSeq and is a predicted model, not a curated record. The transcript is spliced from 3 exons. Lineage: Eukaryota; Metazoa; Mollusca; Bivalvia; Myida; Dreissenidae. The coding region runs from base 113 to 553 and encodes 146 amino acids.
CUCGAUAUUAAUGCCACAGCGCUCAGCAAGUUGAAGUAAGGAUAAGCCACGGCCCACGCUUGCACCGAGUGUUGCGGAGUAGCAUAGAGCUGUAAAUGAUCUUUUCCAGACCAUGCUCUUGGGAGCAUAUGAAAACAGCCUACUGUGCAUGUUUUCACAUCUGUUAGUAUUGUGUAGUUGCACAGUGUCCCUUAGCUGUUGUACUCCACAGUACUUGUCCAAGACCUUCUGCAAUUUUUGUUUGUCUGCUGCUGACAACACAAAACUCUUGCCAUAUGGCAAAUACCUUGUACUGUGUCCUUUCAGAUGUGCAGUGCAGACAACAGAUUUGUGCUUGCAGCUAUCGUGUGACCCCGAGAAACAAUCUAGAACAUUAGUGACUGCUUCUCGAGCCCUGGCAAGGUACAACUCGUCCCCACGCAGAAGCUUCCUCAGUCUGGUGCGAAAACUUGAGUUGCGGUGUCACAUCCAGCUUGUGGUCUGCUUGUAUAUGCGACAUCAAACUCCACAUCUGUUUCACCGGAACACCCAGCAAGGCUGUGGUACUGUUUGACGUGGUCGCAGUUUAAAAGGGAGAACGAGUGGAUCUCGAGAAUGGUUACACGCAUUCAAGACAUCGUUAGCCACAGAAUCACCCAAUCGCACGACACUUACCAUGUCAAGGUCUAAAUUCAACGGAAUGGAAUCUUGAACUUGUUUCUCUACACAGCGCCCAUGACUGCAGUUAUAGUUUGGAAAUACUCCUUUUUUGAAAAGUGCACCUUUGUUUUUCCUAGCGCGAUUGUUUUUAUAACUGUGCUGUGAUUUCUUAUGAAGUGAUCUCAUAUUGAAUGGUAUUUUAUCCAAGGUGUUUUAAAAGAUACAUCUGCUCAACACUAUAGACUUGUAAACAAUAAGGCCACUUCAUUGUUUUAGCAAAUUCUGGUCUUUUUUAUCUACAUAAUGAGUGCAGCAGAGUCAGGUGUCCAGAUAGUGUUUGUUUUAUUGUACCAAUUAGUACACAUGCAAAUACAGAGGAGUCAAACUUGUAUAUGGACAUAUGAUUUAGCUCCCUUGUGUACAGUGAAAACAGAACUCAAUAAAGCUGCAUUUUGGCUUUAAAACACUGAAGGGCCAGUAGCUUUGGGACUAUGUUUGGUCAUGAUCUAUGAAUCUAAGUAUGUGCUACUCCAGAUGGAGUAUAGGUAUUUUAUCCAGUGUCUUUUUGUAAUCUGUGCACAAUUAUAGGUUCAAAUAACUUUUGAGACUGUACUUUCUCUCGGCAUUGACCAUGAAUGUCAAUAUUUGGUGCAUGUACUUUGUAUUCAUAGGGGAAUAUACCUCUGUAAGACUGAUUGAUAUUGUCAAUUAUCAUUUUAAACAUUUGACCUAUAACUUGUGCUUCUCUAAUAAAUAGAGUCAAAUGUUGUGAA